Messenger RNA from Microtus oregoni (creeping vole), 894 nucleotides. RefSeq names its product B9 domain containing 1 (gene B9d1). Lineage: Eukaryota; Metazoa; Chordata; Mammalia; Rodentia; Cricetidae. The record is from RefSeq and is a predicted model, not a curated record. Gene Ontology annotation, biological process: cilium assembly. The transcript has 7 exons. Gene Ontology annotation, cellular component: MKS complex. Bases 142 to 756 code for a protein of 204 amino acids.
CUGCGCCUGCGCACUCUAUUCUUGAACAAACGCCGCGCUGAGAAAUUUGUCCCAGAUGGCUUACCAUCUGUUUCCAAGGCAACCCAGGAGCCUCCUGGCAACGGCACGCGGCCUACGCGGGUCUCCCGGCCCAGCGGUGCGAUGGCUGCUGCGAGUCCCAGCGUCUUCCUGCUCAUGGUCAACGGGCAGGUGGAGAGUGCCCAGUUUCCAGAGUAUGACGACCUCUACUGCAAGUACUGCUUUGUGUAUGGCCAGGACUGGGCCCCCACAUCGGGCCUGGAGGAGGGGAUCUCACAGAUAGCAUCCAAGAGCCAAGAUGUACGGCAAGCUCUGGUGUGGAACUUCCCUAUCGAUGUCACCUUUAAAAGUACCAACCCCUAUGGCUGGCCACAGAUCGUGCUCAGUGUGUAUGGACCAGACGUGUUUGGGAACGAUGUGGUCCGAGGCUACGGAGUGGUGCAUGUACCCUUCUCUCCUGGACGGCACAAGAGGACCAUCCCUAUGUUUGUGCCGGAGUCUACAUCUACUCUGCAGAAGUUCACAAGCUGGUUCAUGGGACGGCGGCCAGAGUACACAGACCCCAAGGUGGUGGCCCAGGGUGAAGGCCGAGAAGUGACCCGUGUCCGCUCUCAGGGAUUUGUCACCCUCCUCUUCAAUGUGGUAACCAAGGACAUGAAGAAGCUGGGCUAUGACACUGGGCCUGUGGACACACAAGGAGUCCUGGGUUCCAGCCUGCCACAGGGCAACCCACAAUGAAAGCAUCAGCUUUUCUGUCCACCACCGUGGCCCCGGGACCCCAUAGCCCACAGAUAAUCAAGGACUCAAGCAGCCUGACUGGGAAGUUGGAGAGUUGAAGAUAGUUUUCUAUAAUAAAGUUUCACAUUUUUUCAGAAA